CUCUUUUUAAAAGUAGAACAGUCCGCUUUUGUUGCUGGCUCGGCAAUCAAUCAGACAACAACAUGAUAGCAACGGGAGGUUGAUGGACCACCUGUAAACUACACCCCAACAUAUGAAGACGCAGAAAUCUUCACUUCUUGAUAGUUACACCAUGGCAGUUUUUAAUCCUUCUAAUGUAUCUGGGUAAACAACCUGAGGAAAGAAGUUACUGCCUAUUGCAGUCACUAUGCUAAGCACCCUAGCAAGGGGGUGUGGUUCCUGGGCGGGGGAUCUGGAGGUAGCCAAGGAUGGAACGGUAGGUCAUCGUAAGCCCGUCCUGGUCUCCAGCCUUGCUGGGGAAGACACCAAGUUCUUGGAAAAGUCAGUCAAUAUUCCACUGCGAGUCAAAUCAGCUGUUGGAUCUGCAGUGGCCAAUACCUCUUCGACUCGGUUGGUCCCAAGUGCUGACUCGCUUGUCAAUGCCAUCAAGGAAAAGACUCCCAAGACCCAGUACUCCAGACCCAAGUCCGUAUGCAGUUCUCCUCAGAGACCCGAGGCAUUCAGAGAGAAACUCUCACGGUCCAAGUCGGCAGCCAGUAUAUAUUCCAAGAAGCCCAAGGCCGAUCUUGCCACAAACACCUCUUCCAGUUCCACUUUUGCCAAAUACGGAACAAAAUUUCAGAGUGUCUCUGUGCAGCAUGCCAGAAGCAAAGAGGCAUUGGUCAAAGCACUGACGUCAUCAUCCGAGGUCAAAAGUCAUAGGCCAGAUGGUCAAAUUGAGCUGCCAAAGACCUACAUGACCCGAAAGGGUGCACUGAUGUUGUUCACUACUCCAGAGAACUUGUUAUUCUCAGAGACUGACCAAAAAUGCUAUUUUAAGAAUGAUCAAGAUGGCAAAAACAUCGGCAAGCUUUCACUGACACUGGGUACAGUCAACAAAUUGACCAAAUCUGUACUUCAGUAUGGUAGCCACCUGCAGAACGAGGACAGUGACAGUGACGACAACAGUUUCCGAGAGGAGACUCAUAUGCAGUUUAUACGUGAUGAGGAGGGGAGUCAGGAAGUAGUAGAUUACAGGGCACAGCCCGGGGCGGACUUUGUCUUCUAUCUGAGGGACAUGCAGUCCAGAAGCAUGGUGCGAAGUCUGGCACGGACCCCAUCCCAACAAUCCCUAGUGUCAGUGGACUCAGCAGGUGAGUUGACAGCUGCCUUACAGAGCAUUGACCACAGAGGGUCACCAGAGGUCAGGGCAACACCAGAGGUCAGAGGGUUAUUAUCACCAGAUGUCCGGAGGCUGGCCAGCCCAUCUCAGAGAUUGAACCUUUCCAGCGCGGGCAGUGUCAGGCAGCAGUCCAGGAGUGCAUUGUCAAGGCCAUCUACCUCAGCAUCCGGCAGAAGCUCAUCACUGUCUGCUGAGCGACUUGCAGCAUCAUUGAAGAGCUCACCCUACUUGGGUCAUCCAAUCAAAGCCCCCUAUCCUUCCAAUCUUGUGAGUUACCAGCCAUCUCAGGACACGUGCCCUAGACAUGGCAGUGCUCGGUCCAGGCAGUCCAGCUUGGUUAGACAAGGAAGCGCACACUCGACACAGUCAAGAAUUGCUUCAUCUGCCCAUUCGGUGCGGUCGCAUGUGUCGUCACUCGGCGGUGCAUCACAGGGUAGCAAGGGCAUGUUGACAGCCGAGGACUGUGGGCUUGAGAGGCCGGGCAGUGAGAAUGCUCACAGCAUUGCAUUGUCACACGAGGGAAGUCUAAUAGUGGUCAAUGAUGAUGUGAGUUACCAUGGCGACAGCAUCAGGUCAGGUGGUCUAUCUCCUCAGUAUUAUCAGGGGCCCGAAGAGUCAUUGUUUGAAGCAGACUUUGUCGUCAGUAAUGAUGUUGUUACCGAUAUGACUAGUCAACAUAAUGAUGUCACAUCAUUCAAUGCAGAUGAGGACUGGCCCCAGGAACAGCAAGUUUACAGCCCAGUGCAUUAUUAUGGUAGUCGACCUAGUACUGCUUCCCACCACACCUACAUUUCAGGAACCACCAGCUUGCCUACAACAAUUCAAGACAGCCAGUUGGAUCCCAACACACUGCCGCUAGAAGAUCGACUUGACCAAGAUGCCUUGCUGGUGGACCAUGAUGCACUGCUACUUGACAACCCGGUAGAAGAGGACAACACUCUUGACAUGUUACAAGAAAGUGCCAACAGUGGCCAGUGGCCGGUGGACAGCGGCCAGGAGAGAUUCAGCCCAGCUUUGUCGGCCAGACUGAAGAGUCCCAGCUCAGACUGCCCACCCGGCUCCCAAGCCAAGUCACCGAGUCCAAGACCCCAGGCCGUGAGUCCAGUUCCCUCGGGCAGGUCUAGCAUGAGCCAGGGAAGAGGUCAGUUGGAGACUAAGGCACUAUUAGCAGAUGGUUAUGACAUCUUGCCUUCAUCCACAGCAGACAAAGAUGAAAUAUCCUCUGUUAGCAAAGGCACAUCACCUUUACCCUCAGAAAAAGCAGUAACGUCAGAACCACAGGUGGAAGGGGUGUUACCAACAGAGGGCGCUGUACAGGAUCAACAGGGGAGCAUGUCAGUGUCUCCAAGUGAAGUUGUUCCUGACCAUGCACCCAGCUUGCCUGCUGGGCAAGCAGGCUUAGCGGACGUGGUCAACAGAGUAAGGGAGAAUGAGAUGGGUGUGCCGUACACGACCCUGGUGCCUCCCAAGUUGGGUCCCACUGUUGACAAAACGGCCAAGGUUGGAGGAGCCGCAGUGAGAAGAUCACCCUCUCCAGAAGUAAAGGUCACACCAGAAGCAAAGAAGCCUCCAGCCCCAUCUAAAAAGAUUUCCAAGUUAGAUCUUGGGAGUCUGAAAUCGAUGGUCAAGCCACCAGCAGCCAAAAGCGGGUCACCCCGUGUUGGACGAAAAAGCAAAGCAAAAGGUGUGAGGCCCAAGGCAACAGGAGUACAGUUCAUUGACAGCCUGAACAUCGACAGCUAUCAAGGGCCAAGUGAAGAUGAAGUGGAGAAGAUGGUCCAAGAAGAGUUAGCAAAAGAACUAGAGACUAGCCAACUGGACGAAGAAGGGGAAAGCAUGCCAUUUCUAGUUGUUCCAGAGGAGAGGGUGGAUGAUGCAGCUUCCCUGGCCACAGACGAUGAAGCCCUUGAGAAGGAACUCAAAAAGCAAGCUGAGCCUGGGAAGAUGAAGAAAUCCAAGAAAAGCCUAGCCAAAGAGAAGGCAGCACUGAGGGAAGCACGGCGACAGGAAAAAGUUCGCCGGGAAGAAGAGUUGAAGGCUUUAGAGCGAAAGAAGAAAGAAAAAGAGGAACAAAAAAGACGAGAAAAGAUUGCUGAGCAAAGAAGAAUACAGGUGGCAAAGGAGGAGCUUGAGGAUGCUGCCCAGGAGGCGGAGCGUGCGGCGCAAGCCGAGGAGGAGGCCAGGCAGAUGCUGCUAGAUGCCCGGCGACAAGCACGGGAAGAGAGAGAGACAAGGAGGAAGGCGGAGCUAGAGAAGAGGAAGCUGGAGAAAGAGCAACAGAGGCAGGAGCGCAGGAAAAUGGAGGAAGCAGCCAGACUGCGGGAGCAGGAGAUGGCCGAGCGGCUAGCCAGUGCUGCAGAGAAGCGCCGCCUCCGAGAAGAGGCAGAGUGGGAGAGCCAGGAGCAGGAACGUCUGGAGCAAGAAGAGAGGGAACGGGAAGAAGAGGAAGAGAAACGGCGACUGGAGGAAGAGGAAGAGAGAAUCCGAGAGCUAGAGAGAGAGGCUGAGGAAGAGGCUAUUGCCCGCUUGGUGAAGGAACGAGAAGAGGCAGAGCGAAGGAUGAGGAUCGCCAGAGAGGAGGCGGAGAGGCAGAGGCAAGAGGAGGAGCGACUGAGGCUGGAAGAGGAGAAGAGGAAGGCGGAUGAAGAGGAGCGACAGAAGCGGCAGGAAGCGGAAGCCGAGAGGAAAAGACAGGAGGAGCUGGAGAGGAUUAAAAAGAUUCAGAAACUUGAAGAGGAAGCUCGAGAGCGAGUCCAGAGAGAGCUGGCCCGUCGGCGCGCCUGGGCCCUCAGGCGCCGUGAACUCAACCAGGCCCAGCGAGACCACCUGAACUCCAUGAGGCAGACCCAGGGUAUGACCCGCCCCUGGGUCUUCUCCUACUAUGUCCACUGGCCCAAGGAGAACUACGAGAGGAGGAUGUUUGUGGCCAAGAAGAAGUCAUUCCGGCCCAGGCCCAAACCAAAGCCCAAGCCAGAUGCAGAGGGUCAAGGGAAGCCCUGAUCGUAGUGACUGAGGCCUGGUCAUGGACUCAGGCAGUAGUUAUAUGCUCUUUUUGGAAGGAGCUGAUGCUUAGCUCACAAGGUCAGAGUCUAAGACAGAGGGGGAAGAUUAUGGGUUGGUAGGUUAUGUUUUGACUCGAAAUGCCGCUACUUUCCACCAACUAAUGGAAAGAAAGUGCAUGUGAAAGAUUCUUUAGCUUAGAGCGUAGCCCAACAGCCAUUAUAGACAGAAAAUAGGUAUGGGGAAACUGAGUGACCACAGUUGCACAAUGAAAGAGGUGCCUCCUCCUCAGAAUUUGGGUGGGGAACAAAGUACGAAGUCAAAUGAGUGCCCCUGAAGAUAAUAAAAUGCCCCCAUUAGACCUUCGAUAUGUCUCUGCAGUCCUAUGACCAGAACAUCCAGGAAUAUGGAACAAGACUUUAAGAUGUGUGUUUUCAUUCACAGACACUUCCUUGUCUUCCCAGUAUAGAAAGUGUUUUUGAGUGCAUUGGACAACAAUUGUUUUGUAAGUUGACAGAUUGCCUCAUUUAAUUACACAUUUCGUCUCUCAUCUCAUGGCAGUAUUUUUUACACUGUACAAAUGUGAACCACUCAUUUUUACUUGUUUACUACCAUCUGAAAUGUUAGGAAACUGACCGUUUCAUCAUUGUCUUUUUCAUUAAGAAUGAGCCUACCUGGUGUAUGACCUUCAUUAAAGAUGACCAUAAAUAAAUGAUAUCAGGAACGACAAUACACCAACUUGAUGUGGGGAUUUAUACGGGUAUUGUGUAAAGCCGGAUGGGAUGGCCCACGUGAAAUGAGAGGGAAAAGGGAGAUAUUGUUUCAAUAAAAGGAGGUGAGUGUAACUAAAGGAUAAUUGCAACUUUUUGUUGCGGUUUCAUAAGCUGAAAUUUGAAAUGCACUUUUAAGGUUCCGUGAAUUUUUCAGACAGGUGUGCAAAUCCAUCUGAUGAACAGAGGAAACAAACGAAUUUAUGAACAAAGUGCAAGAUCAACAUCGAUUUGUGAUCCCUAAAGAGUGAACAUUGUUUAGUUUCCGUAUACGUGGUGUGAUUUUUCAGCUUUCAGUUUCAUAUUUUCUCAUCUUUUCUGUUAUUUUUGUGGAUUAUAUAAUUCAGGUUGUCACAUCUUUGUCAGGUGUGAAAAGGUGUAACCAUGCAGAGAGUUAAAGGAGAAAAAACGCUUUAGAAUAUUUGGUAGAGACCAUAACUUACCACUCUCUCACCUAUAUAUAGUUCAUAUUUUGAUGAGCUAACCUAGGACUGUUUGCAAAAUGGAAAUGAAAUAGAUGAAUACGAAAAACCCCCAGCACUCAAGAAUCAGCAAUCUGUAGCUUCACUGCACAUUUUAAAUUAAUUCUUAUCUUGCCACGUCUUGGAUUUUGUAUCUGAAUAAUUACAAGUGUGAUUUUUUCUAACGUAACAUUGGGAAGUAAUUUGUAAAGAAUUUUAUAGUACUUCAGACAGCACAACAUUUAGUUUUUUACUGACAUUAUGUAGAAAGUGCCGCUGGGAGCAUAAUCUAUUUUUAACUC
This is a messenger RNA of Acanthaster planci (crown-of-thorns starfish), 5734 nucleotides long. RefSeq lists its product as uncharacterized. NCBI's taxonomy places the organism in Eukaryota, Metazoa, Echinodermata, Asteroidea, Valvatida, Acanthasteridae. The record is from RefSeq and is a predicted model, not a curated record.